AUGUGUCGUUGGUUCUCAUAUAUUUCUGCCUCUGAGCCAUGUCUCCUCGAAGACGUUCUUAUCACGCCUGCCCACUCUAUAAGCAAGCAAGUCCACGCCCACUAUCUUCCAUUGCUCAUCUCCCAUGAUCCUAAAGUCCACGCUGAGCCCACCUCUCAAUCCGAAAUUAGCCACCGCAACCGUGUUUUUUGCGAAGAUGGUAUUGGCAUGGCAUGGUACACGCCAACACUCUCACAGUUCUGCACUUCCUCCCCCCGCGAGCACCCAAAACCUAGUCUCCAUCCAGCACGUUACAAGACAACACAACAGCCCGCCCACGAUGCGAACUUUCAUUCAAUUUGCGCGAACACUGCCUCGAAUGUUGUCUUCGCACAUAUCCGCGACGCCACAGGGACGGCUAUAACACACGUUAAUAACCAUCCCUUCAUAUUCGGAAUUCAUUGCAUCAUGCACAAUGGCUAUAUCUCCAGCUUUGAGAAGGUCAAGAAAAAGCUCUGCGACACCCUCAACGACGAAGCAUACGCACAUAUCCAAGGGAGUACAGACUCAGAACACUUUGCAGCGCUACUUAUGACGUACCUAUGUCCCCUCUCACAACAAGAAGCGGCUCAUCCACAUUCCUCCGAAGCGUGUGCCUCGCAAAACCCAGGUGUCCCAACCGGAUGGGAGACAUUCCACGGCGUUGCCGAAAUGCAGGUCGCGCUCCAGAAAACCAUCAAUACAAUCAUCAAUCUCCAGCGUACGAUUCUUGGGGACCAAGCGGAGCCAAAUGAUUUCAAUAUAGCCCUUACAGAUGGACGAAACAUGGUCGCAUGCCGGUUCCGCAACCAUCCUACCGAACAGCCACCAUCUCUAUACUGUUCUACACAUGCGGGCGUAACGCUCAAUAGGAAGUUCCCGGACCAUCCAGAUGGGCCAAAGGGCGACCUAGGUAAAGGUAAUAAAACAGAGGGACAUAAUCCGAAUGCUUUCCGCAAAUCAGAGGACCAUGGGCAACAUGUUAUUGUUGCUAGUGAACCGACGACUUAUAAGGGAUCGGAUUGGACAUUGAUCGAGAAGAACCAUCUCGUUUUAGUUGAAGGGACGGGGGAUGUUGUGAUCAAGAAAAUGAUGUAG
This is a messenger RNA of Venustampulla echinocandica, 1116 nucleotides long. RefSeq lists its product as uncharacterized. The record is from RefSeq and is a predicted model, not a curated record. Bases 1 to 1116 code for a protein of 371 amino acids. Lineage: Eukaryota; Fungi; Ascomycota; Leotiomycetes; Helotiales; Pleuroascaceae. The transcript is spliced from 2 exons.